AUGAGUAAAAAUGAAAUACAGCACAUUUUUUCGAGAGAACGAUAUGGCAAUGAAAUUAAAGACGUACAAAAUGGUCACCAAGUGAAGAAAACAAGUACACUAAGGCAUCUCGAUCCCUUCCUCGACAGCGAUGGUCUUCUUCGAGUGAAAGGGCGAUUAGAAAAUUCACUUUUAUCAUAUAAUCAAAGACAUCCAAUAAUUUUACCAAAACACCAUGUAAGCAAGCUCAUAUUUGAAUAUCAUCACAAAGUGUUGCUUCACAGUGGUGCUCAAACUAUACUAACAGUUAUACGGUUAACUUAUUGGCCAAUCAAUGGAUUGACAAUCGCAAAACAAACAUACCGAAAGUGCAUAAAGUGUGCAAAAGUUACCCCACGGCCAUAUACACUAUACAUGGGAAACUUGCCAGCACAACGUAUAACACCGUCACGUCCAUUCACAAUUGUUGGGAUAGAUUUCGCCGGACCAUACUUUGCAAAGGAACAAUUGAGACGCAAAAUCCAACCACGUAAAGUGUACCUAGCGUUAUUUAUCUGUUUUGCCACAAAGGCAGUACAUCUAGAAAUGGUCACUGAUUUGACGACAGCUGCUUUUAUAGCUGCGUUUAUCCGAUUCUCUAGUCGCAGAGGGUGCCCCACAGAAAUCCAUAGUGACAACGGUAGAAAUUUUGUCGGUGCGCAUAACGAAAUGAUGAAAUUCACACAUACUCCAACAUUUCAAAAUGAAAUCAAUCACAUUAUAACGUGGAAAUGUAUACCUCCAGUCAGCCCACAUUUUGGAGGGAUUUGGGAAGUUUCGAUAAAAUCAGCUAAGACACUAAUCAAACGCGUUAUUGGAUUAACUAUAUUAACGUUUGAAGAACUGCAAUCAUUGUUCGCACGGGUUGAAGCAUGUCUAAACUCCAGACCGCUAACGUCAAUCUCUUCAGAUGAAAGUACUCCAUUAAUCUUAACACCUGGUCAUUUUAUCAUCGGUGCACCUAUCACAGCUCAACCAGAAACCAAUUACGGACCUAACACAAUGAUACACCAUCCAAAAAAUCGAUGGGAACAUUUGCAAUUGAUGAUGUAUCACUUCUGGAAAACAUGGUCACAGCAAUACUUACAUUCACUCCAAACCAGGCAAAAAUGGAAUAGCCACACCUCCAAUCCAAAGCCGGGAGACAUUGUACUAAUAAUGGACAACAAUACUCCACCACUAAGCUGGAAAAUGGGUAGUAUAAAAACCUUACACCCAGGCAACGAUGGAGUGGUUCGCGUAGCCACAAUUCAAACCACAAACUCACUGCUCAAACGUUCCCUUACAAAAUUAUGCCCACUCCCAAUUUCUUCUCCUCCUGAAGUCUUCACUCCUUCAGGCCCGGCACCAUGUUUAGUAAAUCCUGAACGUAUGUAA
This is a messenger RNA of Metopolophium dirhodum (rose-grain aphid), 1395 nucleotides long. RefSeq lists its product as uncharacterized. The transcript is spliced from 2 exons. The record is from RefSeq and is a predicted model, not a curated record. Bases 1 to 1395 code for a protein of 464 amino acids. Gene Ontology annotation, biological process: DNA integration. NCBI's taxonomy places the organism in Eukaryota, Metazoa, Arthropoda, Insecta, Hemiptera, Aphididae. Gene Ontology annotation, molecular function: nucleic acid binding.